This is a messenger RNA of Pseudogymnoascus destructans, 595 nucleotides long. RefSeq lists its product as uncharacterized. The transcript is spliced from 2 exons. The record is from RefSeq and is a predicted model, not a curated record. Lineage: Eukaryota; Fungi; Ascomycota; Leotiomycetes; Thelebolales; Thelebolaceae. Bases 170 to 499 code for a protein of 109 amino acids.
CUCCUCUUCACUAGCAAAUUACCCUCUUCUUCUGAUACAUUGCCAGCAAGCCUCACCUCUCAUCACCCAAUGCAGCACCGCUAGCAAGCUUCACAUCCUAUCACCCACCGCACCACCGCCAGCGAGCCUCACACACCCUCACAGUAACACCAAUCCCACCCUCCCCACCAUGUCCCAACCAAUCACCGAAAUCGUCCAAGUCAAAUUCAAAUCCAACAUCUCCAUCGAAGACCAAAUGCCCGAAUUCACCCGCCUCCUAGAGCGCCAACUCGGCUUCCUGCAGCUCGCCUGGGGACGCUGGGUUGAGUCACCGGACAACGUCCAGAUGCUCUUGAAUUGGGAUACCAUCGAGUCGCACCAUCGGUUCGAGAAGUCAGGAGCCGACUAUGCGGCACUGGGGGUGAUUGUGAAGUCUCUGGUUGCGGAACCGCCAGUGGUGUAUCAUGUUAAUUUCAAGUCUGAUAAUGGAUUGACCAUUUCGGCGGCUUCGGCUGCUUAGGAUAUGGUGCCGUGGAUUGUAAAUAGGGGCACAGUGGGUUUUAGCCCGCUCUGGUUCUACAAGGAAUCAACAUCCGCAACUUCAAACUAAACAGAG